Messenger RNA from Brassica rapa (field mustard), 1488 nucleotides. RefSeq lists its product as uncharacterized. Lineage: Eukaryota; Viridiplantae; Streptophyta; Magnoliopsida; Brassicales; Brassicaceae. The record is from RefSeq and is a predicted model, not a curated record.
AAAGAACAAAGUUUAGAAUUGAAAGUGGUUGGUUCAGAAAUGUGAAGUUAUUGCAUCAUUUGUAACCGUUGUGAGUGGACCAUGGUAAUAAAUAAAACGGAGGGGAAAUAAAAUAAAUAAAAAGUGGUAAGAUUCCAAAAACAAAAAUUUCACCAAAAAGGAAAGAAAGAAAGAAAGAAAGAAGAACUUGGCAGUCACGCUUAUUGCUUUCUUUAAAGGGUAGAUAAUAUCUUAAGUUUUUGGGUUUCUUUGGGUUGGUAUCGUUCAAUAAUGUCUCGACUUCUCUCCAAGCUCUCUCCCAUUAUGCACAGGAGGAGCAUGAGCGUUCGUUCGUUUUCAUCCUCCAUGACAGGUCCGUAUAUGUUGCGUAGUCUCAAAGUAAAUCCCUCGCCAGGAGGCGUCAACAUAGGGAAAGUGCUUGUGUUCGACCCAGCCAAAGAAGAGUUACUAGAACUCACAGACAAAGCAAUACCUGAAGAAAUAAUCAUGACCAAAGCAACCGGAGCUUCCAAGGGAUGGGGAUUUUUCAGUGACCCGCAAGAUAGCUGCAUACUCAUCACCGACGUCAUGAACCCAUGGUCUUGCAAAUCAAACCCCAAGAUCUUUACUCUGCCUCCACUUACUCCCCUGCCCUCUUGCCAAACUGAUGUCAUCUGGAGUGUGGCAAUGUCUUCUUGUCCUGAUGAUGACCAAGACUGGGUGGUUGGCAUCAAGUCCUUGGGUGACCAGCUGAGUUUCUGUAGGCCUCGUCGCGACUUGCGUUGGACUAAGAUCACAACCCCUCCUGACUACUUUCCAACCUCAAACCUCAUGUAUUCCAAGAAAGAUCGCAAGUUCUACUUGACCGGUCCUGGAGGCCAUCACUUGUUAUCCUAUGAUCUCCAUUUCAAGAAAUCCGACAAGCCUGAGUUCCAUGAGUUGGAGUUUCGCAACUUUCCAGAGUCGUUCAAGUAUGACUCGGAGCAAUCAGAGCUCUUUCCUUCUUCUUGCAGGACAGAACGCCUUGUGGAGUCAGCUUCCGGAGAUGAACGUUUCCUCGUCAAAUGGUACGCAAAAGGAUGUUUGGAUUCGAGAAAAAUAUCGUAUGAAACGCAGCGGAUCAUGGUGUUUAGAGAGGAGGAGACAACAGAUGGAAGAUUCAUGUGUUACACUGAUGACAUUGGAGAUAUGUGCAUCUUUGUUUCAAAGGGAGAGGCUUUUUGUAUCCCCGCAAGCUCUUUCCCUGGACUCAAACCAAACUCCAUUUAUUUUAUAGGCUUUGGUGUAGGUGUUUACGAUCUAACCACCAGAACCUCCUCAAGUUUUCAGGCUCCCACAGGUGCACUGAAUUAUCCUUGGGCCCCUUACUGGUUUCCUCCAUCUUCUAGCUAGUGCUGCUACGACUAAGGGUUGCUUCUGUUUCUAUUCCAUGUCUACUUGCUAAGAUCUAAAUCCAUUUGGACGAAAUAUAAAAAUUCAUUAUCAAUGGAUACAGUUCUUCUUUAGGUA